AUGACCCAUUUUGAUGUCAUUCUGGAAGAGGAAGAAGGCUGGCUCCAUGUCCACCCACCCCAGCUCUUCCAGCAAGCAAAGCCUCCCCAGCGGGUAAACCAGGCAAUAUUCUGUGCGCGGUCUCGUCAGCCUGCUGGACCCAAAGGAGACAACAUUUAUGAAUGGAGGUCAACUAUACUGGGGCCUCCAGGGUCUGUAUAUGAAGGUGGAGUUUUCUUCCUUGACAUUACCUUUUCACCGGACUAUCCUUUUAAACCACCUAAGGUAACAUUUCGGACAAGAAUCUACCACUGUAAUAUUAACAGCCAAGGCGUCAUCUGCCUGGACAUUUUAAAAGACAACUGGAGUCCAGCGUUAACCAUUUCUAAAGUUCUCCUCUCCAUCUGCUCCCUCCUCACAGACUGCAACCCAGCUGACCCCCUGGUUGGAAGUAUUGCCACUCAGUAUAUGACUAACAGAGCAGAGCACGACAGAAUGGCCAGACAGUGGACCAAGCGAUAUGCCACAUAGGAACCUACUCUAGGAUUUGCUGGACCUGUGCAAGCACAUUCACUAAGUGCAUCAAUAGCCCUUCCCGUCAUUCUUAUUUUUUAUUACAUUUUGAACCAUUUUGUGACAAAAGGUUGUCCUUACUUUCUUUUUGGUUUUAUUUUUAUUUUUAUUUGUUCUGGGUUUUUUUGUUCUGUUAACUUGAAAGUUGUUUCCCUCAAAUGUAGACAGGGAAUUUUGGUUAUCAGUGCAAAGAAUGUUGGAUCUGUAAUAGUAUAGAGCUUUGUCACAAAGCUUUGUAUUAAUGUGGGUUUUGGUUUUUUUUCUUUCAUGUGGUUUUUGGGAAAACAAACAAAUUCAGAAUUAUAUCUCGUUUCUACUUAAAUGUAGUGUUUAGGGUUAUUUUUUUGUACUGAAGUCUUUAAUGGUGGGUGCAUGCUACUGGGAACAAGUUUUGUAUAAAAGCUUAAAAUCAAGAAUCACUGUGCAUUACUAAGACUGUGUUUAUCACUAGCCUUCUGUUUCCCACACAAAAGGCUAUUGCGUUGAACAAAUUAAUAUGUAUUUUGAUUUACUUAAAAAAAAAAAAAGUGCUUGUAAAUUUCUUAGGGACCUGCCACUUUUGACUGUGGAUCAGUUGAUGUACACUUGUAUUAUUAAAGCACUCAAUAAAACACUGUGGCUGAUAAAUG
Cariama cristata (Red-legged seriema) is the source of this 1181-nucleotide messenger RNA. Its product is annotated as ubiquitin-conjugating enzyme E2 E2-like. The record is from RefSeq and is a predicted model, not a curated record. Gene Ontology annotation, cellular component: nucleus. Lineage: Eukaryota; Metazoa; Chordata; Aves; Cariamiformes; Cariamidae. The transcript has 4 exons. The coding region runs from base 1 to 510 and encodes 169 amino acids. Gene Ontology annotation, molecular function: ubiquitin conjugating enzyme activity. Gene Ontology annotation, biological process: protein polyubiquitination.